AUGUGGUUAAAUAGAAAUACCCUUUUCGCUACUACCAUUUUAGUCGUUUUGAGUCUUUUUUUCUCAUCAUCGGUAUCAGCCGAAGAAUGCCAAACCAUCACCAAAACACGAGCCCAAACAAAAACCAUUUCUCCCACGAAUUGUGCAAGUUUCACCACCACUACUACCACUGCAACAGCUACUAAAAAACCUGUCAUUUGCGUUCCUGAUAAAGUUAAUAAUAAUUCCCGUAAAAGAGAUCUCAAUCUCAAGCAAACUUAUGAGAAAAUGUGCGAUAAUAAAUUCCAUCAAUGUAAUACGGGCAAGCAAUUGUGCAAAAAUGAAUAUAGAAUAUGCAAUCGAAACAUAAAAUGCAAAAGAGUCGUCCAUUGUACUCCAACCGUUUUCUUAGAAUGUCCAAAAGCUCAAAUCAUAACGUUGACAGCUGAUGCUACUACCACGACGACGACCACGACUACAGCUACUUUCACCACUACAGCAGUAAUCACAAACACUGUAUGUAGGCCUGAUAAUGAGCCAUGUCAAUUAACUAUUGAUGAUGUAGUGAAAUGCUGCUCUCAGUGUUGUAUUUCCAAUGACGGCGGCAUUACCGCCCGUUGUUGCGACUUCUUAUAA
Molecule: messenger RNA, 615 nt
Organism: Funneliformis geosporum
Lineage: Eukaryota; Fungi; Glomeromycota; Glomeromycetes; Glomerales; Glomeraceae
Source: the annotation of a GenBank genome assembly